Messenger RNA from Neogale vison (American mink), 2782 nucleotides. RefSeq names its product activating transcription factor 7 interacting protein 2 (gene ATF7IP2). Gene Ontology annotation, cellular component: transcription regulator complex; nucleus. Gene Ontology annotation, molecular function: protein binding; transcription coregulator activity. Bases 45 to 2201 code for a protein of 718 amino acids. Gene Ontology annotation, biological process: regulation of DNA-templated transcription. The transcript is spliced from 12 exons. Lineage: Eukaryota; Metazoa; Chordata; Mammalia; Carnivora; Mustelidae. The record is from RefSeq and is a predicted model, not a curated record.
GUUGAGAGAAGCGGCCGGCGCGGCGCCGCCGGAGGGUAUAAAAGAUGGCAAGCCCAGAUAGAAGUAAGCGGAAGAUACUAAAAGCCAAAAAAACAAUGCCUGCAAGUUGCCGGAAGCAAGUGGAGAUGCUGCAUAAGUCAAAGAAUGCCGAAGCCCUGAAAACAGCAAAUGGGAAUAAUGUGUCAAGUGGUAAUCAGAAUUCAAGUACUGGUGUCAUAAACAGCAAACGUGGACAUUCUGAAAAUGCUUCUUUAUUGAACUCUAACAAAAAUUCAGUAUGCUCAGAGGAAAGUAAAGCAUCUUCUCAAAAAGUAAUGAAACCACUAGAAAUUGUUGAUUCAGGAACAAGAUUGGAAUACACUGAAGAACAAGUUGUGUGCCCUUACCAAAAGCCAAGUAAAACAGUUCAAUCUUCCAAGAAACUUUUUACACAAAAGGCAAAAGAUUCACAAAACACUUCUGAAAAUGAUACUGAAUGUCAGACAGAUGUAACAAAAUCCUGUUUUGAACAACACAAAGAAGAUUGUAAUCUGAAAUCCAUUUGCUGUCCAUCUAACGUAUUGAGUGGUAUGGUUCAAAUGCCCAAAACUAUAGCCAACAAUACUUUGGAUGAUAAGAGAAUUGACAAGAUAGUUUCCUAUUUACAAACAAAUUCCAAAUCUGAGUCGUGUGAUAAAAGACAAGGUGACAUUUUAAGUUCAGAUACCCGUUUUGUGUCUGUUGAUAAAAUACCCAAGUUGGUGAAUUCAGUCCUUUCCAGUAACUGUGCUACCAACAUUCUGAAAAGUGAAGAAUCCCGUAGAACCUGUCAUUCCAACAUUUCAAAUUGUGAAAGUAUAGACUCAACACGGCUGUCAGCACUUGAUGCUGAUAGUAAUAACAGCCAUAAUCAAAAGAAGAGGAUGUUUUCAGAAAACAAAGAAAGUGUUAAGCGUGUGAAAACUUCAGAGCAAAUUAAUGAAAAUAUUUGUGUAGCUCUGGAAAAGCAAACAGCAUUGCUGGAACAGGCUACACUCACUGCCAACUGCAGACUGUACCUAGGAUUUCCAUCAGCUACCAUAAUUUUGGACACAGUACCAUCAGCAGAAGACAUUUAUGAGGUCAAACAUUUGAUUCGACAGGAGAUCUGUAGUAUAAAUUACAAACUAUUUGAUGAUAAGCUGAAAGAAUUGACUGAACGCAUUGGGAAGACACAGUGCAGGAAUAAACAUGAAGCCAUAGCUGAUGAACUCUUCGCAAAAAUAUCAAAACUUCAAAGACGUAUUAAAGCAGUAUUGCAGUCUCAGAAGAACUGCUUGGAAACAAAUGUAUUAACCAGUAAUACAGCCUGCAAGGCUACAAGUUCAGAGACCAUGAAUUUGGAUAAGAAUUCAGAGUCAGUCAGUAGUCCAGAUGAAGGAAAGAAUUCUGUGAGCUCUGAACCUUCUAACCCUUCAGAAGAAGCAACUGAAAAGGUUAAUUUAUCACGGGAUCAUGAUGAGGCUGUUUCGGAAAGUAACAAUGAUGAUGUUAUGUUGAUUUCUGUGGAAAGUCCUAAUUUGACAACUCCAAAUACAUCAAAUCCAACAGAUACUGGAAAAACCAAAUCAGGAAAUUCUAGUACUUCACCUGGUGCUAAAACAGAAGUUACGGCUGUAGAGAAGAAAAAAUUCGAUUCUGUGAUUGAUCUGACGAAAGAAGCCCUAUCAAACUGCAACACAGGAAGUUCAGCAUCCGCCAUGGAGUCACCUGCAAAAGCUGCUUUGAUCUCGAAGGAGACAACCCCCGUGGCACAAAAUGCAGCCCAGGUUCUUGAGUCCUUUGAGCACUUGCCACCUCUCCCAGAGCCGCCGCCACUACUCCCUGAACUGGUGGACAAAAUCCGGGACACGCUUCCUCCCCAGAAGCCCGAGCUCAAAGUGAAACGGGUGCUGAGACCCAAGGGCAUUGCCCUGACUUGGAACAUCGCCAAAAUCAACCCCAAAUGCGCUCCCGUGGAAAGCUAUCACCUCUUCCUCUGCCACGAGAACCCUAGCAAUAAGUUGAUUUGGAAGAAAAUUGGAGAAAUUAAAGCUCUGCCCCUCCCCAUGGCCUGUACUUUAUCUCAGUUUUUAGCUUCCAACAAAUAUUAUUUUACUGUCCAAUCAAAAGACAUUUUUGGGCGCUAUGGACCAUUUUGUGAUAUAAAAUCUAUCCCUGGGUUUUCUGAAACUCUUACCUAAAAAAAAAAAAAAAAAAAGGCUUUGGUAAAUUAUAUUGUAGCGCAUUGUUUUGUUUUGUUUUUUUCGUGUUUGAGUUGUUGGUUUACGAUGUUCCUCUAACACUGUUUGCCAUCGUCAAGGGCCAGUCCAGAUUGUGAACCCUUUGUAUAGGGCAGUCCUCUUCCCUGUGUCAAAAGUGGCCUCUAGUUUCGUGAAUUUCUGAUUUGCACCCCGUAAGUACUCCCAGUGGGUAUGUUCUACAACGUACUGUCGCUGGGCAGUGUCGUGCACAGUACCGCUGCCCACGAACCCUGGCGUAUGAGCUGCCCCCGGCGCCUCGGCCAGCAGUCCGCUGUCGGGCACCCGCGUCUGUGGUCAGUGCAGGUUGGUGAAAAACCCGCUCUUCGGAGGCAGGCUCGUCUGUGGGGUUCAUCUCCCCAAGAUCUUAUGUAAAUAAGUGUCUUCUCAUUCUGUUCAAAAUCUAAGGGCCAUGAAUUUGCCCUCUCCAUUGUUUUUCUUUUUUGGCUACCCAGUCACUUGGAAAACGAGUCUGGAGGUUUUCCCUAAAUCUGUUUGUAUAUUUAGGUACGUAAUAAAAUCAG